CGAGCCUACAUCGCGAACGUGGCCAUGGCAGCUCCUCCAACGUACAGCUCCGUCGUCGGCUUCUUCUACAACUUGAAUCUCAUUGUCGGCAGCGGUUUUCUCGGCAUACCAUUCGUACUCUCUCGUUCUGGUCUGCUGGCUGGCGUACUAACGUUGCUCGUCGUCGCGUUUUUUUCUGGUUUGACUGCGAGAUGGAUUUUGGAGACGAUGUAUAGAGGACAGUUAGUCUUACGUCGAUCGGACGACCACAACAUCUCGUCCGAUCCUCAGAGCAACGACGGACAACUACCACCCAAACUGGAAGUCGGUCAACUGUGUGGGAUGUUUGCCGGCACGUGGGCUCGUUUCGCAUACGACAUCUCGAACUUUGUGUACGCGUCACUCGCCCUGUGGGCGUACGGGACGCUCGCCGGUAGCGCAUGGGCGACCAACAUUCCAUUCGACACGUCCACACUCGGUCAGUGCACCGACGCCGACUUUCGAGGUCAUCAACAUCCGGCGACCAACGAAUGCUGGAACAGUUACGCUCUCUGUGUCUUACUAUUUGGCUUCGUUGUUGUUCCAUUGUCGUGCGUUGAAAUCAAUGAGCAAAAGAUUGUGCAGCUGGUGCUGGGCGUGGUGCGUCUCCUCAUGAUCGUUUCGAUGUCGAUUUACGCGUUGGUCGGGGAGAUUGAGCAUCCGGAUUGUGUGCAAACAGCAGCGCCAACAACAAAGACGACCGUUGGUACUGAUCACACAAAUCACACACAUAACGCGACAGUCAACGAGUGUGAGGAUGUGUGGCUGUCUUUUCAUCUUCGCGGAUGGAUUCUUGUCUUUCCUAUUAUUACGUAUGCACUCUUCUUGCAUCUCGGUAUUCCGACUCUGACUCACCCGAUAAAGGAUAAGAAGAAUGUGGGUACGAUGAUGACGAGUCUUUUUCUUGCCUGUACGUUUCUCUAUCUUCUCAUUGGAAUCUCUGUGGCUGUACGAUACAAGGAGAACGUCGUGGAGACGUGCACUCUUACAUGGGCUCCUUUCACAAAAUCUGGUUCAUUUAUCAAGAGAUUCUAUGCCUAUCUUGUUGUCUUAUAUCCAUCGCUCGACAUCUGUUCCGCCUACCCCCUCAUGGUCACCAUCCUGAGCAACAUCUUCAUAACCGACUACGAACUUCUCACCAAAAACGUGUCUACAAAGUCGAUGCGCGUCGUCAGCCGUUUCCUCAUUGCCACUACGCCGCUCAUCGGUUCUUUGUUCAUCUCAAACCUCGUGCAAGUCACGACGUACACGGGCGUCUUCGGUUGCAUUUCCUGCUACCUCUUCCCGGCUCUCAUUCAGUAUCGGUCUAGGAGGUUUAUUCAGAAUCUCGGACAUAUCAACGAGUCGGAGAUUCCACGCAGUAGUGACGAGGAGGACACUUUGUUGUUUCGAAAGGACACAAGACCGGUCGGUGACAAGGACACUCCGUAUACGACCAUUUUCAGUGGUGAUGUCAUGGUCUUUGUUGUUGCUGUGUUUGGCGUGUGGGCAACCGGUACGACCAUCGCGUCUUGGGUUGACAAAUGAUCGACAGCAAAUGACACACACGAUGCAUAGCUGGUGCUUGAGUUGUGAUGCGAUGAGUGGUUGGUGGGGUGACGUCAUGAAUUAAUGGCUUGCCACGUAUUGUACUGUAUGAGCUGAUUUUUUCAUAGAUCACUAAAGGUUGUGGCUGUGAAUGUGUUUGCAAUUUUUAUGCUUGGAACAGUAGCGUAUGCUCAGAAAUUAGUCCGUGUUUGAUAUCAUAUAUCACUCAGAGUCUGUCAUGUUGAGCUUGCUCUAACAAUAGAACAUUAAUAAUUAUUACGAAGUUAGAGACACCCAAGCUGUUGGAUUAGAGAGUUGCUCUGAAAUAUGGUCUGUUGACACUCACAGUAGAUAAAAUGUUGAUCUCAACUCAGUUGGUAAUGUUAAUAUCAAC
Corticium candelabrum is the source of this 1939-nucleotide messenger RNA. RefSeq names its product transmembrane protein 104 homolog. The transcript has 3 exons. The coding region runs from base 25 to 1545 and encodes 506 amino acids. The record is from RefSeq and is a predicted model, not a curated record. Lineage: Eukaryota; Metazoa; Porifera; Homoscleromorpha; Homosclerophorida; Plakinidae.